GAAUACUUUACGUGUUUUGACGUUCAAUAUCACUUGUGUGGGUGAUAGGAGUGUAUCAAUAAGAGGACAUACACACACCUAUGUUUACUAUUGCAUCACGCGUCUCGCGCGCGCGCUCGGUUGAAAGAAAAUAAUGAGUUUCGCCAAGUGUUAGACUUAAAUAUGGUAAAAAAAGACACGAAUUAUACACGGUUUUUCCUCACACUUUACUCGUGAAUUUAUUUCCAGCCAUUUCCACUUUCUAUGUAUUUCCUAGUCUUUCGACAGUUUUGACAUUUCGGUGUUUAACUUUCUAAAAUUAACGAUGCUUAUUAUUUGACCAAAUAGAAAUUAAUUUGACACGGUAGUCCUGUUCUAACUUGUAAAAUGCUAUAUCUUCCGAGAAAUCCAGUUUUCUGUUURCCCUCGUCAACCAUUCUGACUCUGUUGCGAGUAAAGUCUGACGACUGAUUUUCCGCUUGACAGAACACACUAUAACGUUCACUAUCGAAGUCUUAAAAAACGUCUCAACAUUCCGAAUGGCCAGGAAAACUCUCUUGCUGCUGGCCCURGUUCUGAUGAACAACGUGAUGUUGUUUGCGCAGAGUAAAACAUUACCUUUGGUCAAGAAAUCGUUUCGACGCCGCCAUGUAACAUAUCUGACAUGCCCUACUGGUUGGACAACCUACAAAGGAUCUCCAUCCUGUUAUAAAAAUUCAGAUCACCUAGUCAACAGCUGGUACACGGCCCGCAAGGCAUGUCUGGCCUCAGGAGGCGACCUUGUAACGCUCUCUUCAAAACAAGAAAACAACUUCGUGGCAUUGCUCUCCCACACAUAUUUUCCUGCUGCUCAUAGCACAUGGAUUGGGAUGAUUGCUGAGGAAUUGAAAGGCAAUAAACAGGGGAAAUUCCACUGGGUUGAUGGUAGGCCGAUUGAACACACUAUAACGUUCACUAUCGAAGUCUUAAAAAACGUCUCAACAUUCCUAAUGGCCAGGAAAACUCUCUUGCUGCUGGCCCUAGUUCUGAUGAACAACGUGAUGUUGUUUGCGCAGAGUAAAACUUUACCUUUGGUCAAGAAAUCGUUUCGACGCCGCCAUGUAACAUAUCUGCCAUGCCCUACCGGUUGGACAACCUACCAAGGAUCUCCAUCUUGCUACAAAAAGCCAAAUCACUUAGCUAACAGUUGGUACGUGGCCCGCAAAGUAUGUCUGGCCUUAGGAGGCGACCUUGUAACGCUYUCUUCAAAACAAGAAAACAACUUUGUGGCAUUGCUCUCCCACACAUAUUUUCCGACUUCUUAUAGCGCAUGGAUUGGUAUGAUUGCUGAGRAAUUGAAAGGCAAUAAACAGGGGAAAUUCCACUGGGUUGAUGGUAGGCCGAUUGGUCAGUACUUGAAUUGGCACACCGGUGAACCAAAUAAUGAUGACCUUCGUGGUAAUCCUGAAUACUGUGGUUCCAUCAUUAUAUAAAAAAGUCAUCCUGGAAUGAAAUGGAAUGAUUUGAAGUGUGUUGUCACUUCAAAAUUACCUUUUGUGUGUGAAAGAGAGAGAGCCAAACGUUUCAUUGGGUAUUAAUUUUGACUCAAGAAUUAAAUGUAAUAAGGUUCUCUGACAGCAAAACACAAAUGGAAAUGUAACUGGAUAACACGGGAAGAAAAUAAAUUAAAAGGGAUUAAAUCACGAAUAUGU
This is a messenger RNA of Exaiptasia diaphana, 1670 nucleotides long. Its product is annotated as macrophage mannose receptor 1. The record is from RefSeq and is a predicted model, not a curated record. The transcript has 6 exons. Gene Ontology annotation, molecular function: signaling receptor activity. Bases 519 to 1451 code for a protein of 310 amino acids. NCBI's taxonomy places the organism in Eukaryota, Metazoa, Cnidaria, Anthozoa, Actiniaria, Aiptasiidae.